Messenger RNA from Habropoda laboriosa, 1686 nucleotides. RefSeq names its product cylicin-2-like. NCBI's taxonomy places the organism in Eukaryota, Metazoa, Arthropoda, Insecta, Hymenoptera, Apidae. The record is from RefSeq and is a predicted model, not a curated record. The transcript has a single exon. Bases 1 to 1686 code for a protein of 561 amino acids.
AUGGUCGAACGUUUCAGGCGUUCCUUAGACAAAAACUUGGAUUACGUAGGCUUCGUGGAACAAGUUCCUCCGUCAGAGAAGUUCUAUCGUCAUCCGAAUCUUAGCUACGAGGAGCAACAAAAACAAUUAAAUGGAAAUAUCGAUUCAGAAAGCACGAUGAAUGGGUUCGAUCUGGCGAAAACAAUGGCUAGAGUCGAAUCUUCCACGAACGAACCGAGGAAACAUAAUUACGUCCCGGUUUUUCCUAGUUGCAACGAUACAGAAAAUUUGAAGGCAGAUGAUGCGAACAAAAUUACAGAGAAAAAUUUGAAAGAUCGAGAUAAGAUUAGAGAAAAUGAUAAGAAAGAUCCUGCAGGAUCCGAGAAGUAUAGAAACGAAACGUCUAAGGAUAUGAAUAAGUCGCAGAGUUCGAUUAAGCAGCAACGAAGGGAUAAGAGUUAUAUUAAUAUACGGGAUCAUCAGAAAAAUGCGGAGAACACGACGUCCUCGGAUAUCCCAGAGUACGAUCCAAAUAAAAUUCCGUACGUCGACGUGCCGGAUUAUUCUGACAUUAGAGAGGAGAGUUUGGACGAGGAUGAUCGUAAGGCGAGUCUUGGAAAAGAAGAGAAAUUCGUAGAUGAAGAAAAAUCUACAGAUCCUAAAGAACCUCCUGAAUCUGAAGAAAAUAAAAAAGAGACAUUAUCGAACGAUUCGGAGCAAAAUUUAAAUAGAAGAACUGAUUCAGACGUGACAAAUCUGAAAACUUGGAUAAAUUCAGAGAAGCCUUCUAAAUCUUCAGAUAAAAAUAAAUAUGACGCUAAAAAUAUCUCGAAACCUUCCAAUUUGAAAUCAGGUGAAUCUGAAGUAUUGAAAGACUUCAAGACGAUAUUGAAACCUACAAAAAUCGACGAAUCUGGAGAAAACGAUAAAGACAAAUUACCGAGAGGAUCGAAUCAGAGACCGAGUUCCAAUUUCAGCGAGCAAAAAUCGUCAGAAAAUUCCGAAGAAGACUCUGCAGAAACGGAACAACAAGGGGAUUCCAAGAGCCAAUCGGGGCCCAUAAUUUUCGACAUAAACGAGUACAGGAAGCCGUUCGAUCUAGACGAAUUUCUUAAGGACGAUCCGAUAAUGAAAAAGUUGAAGCUGCUCGAAAAGGAGACGCGGACCAAUUACGGACGGAACGGGAAGCGAGUUCCAGGCGACUUCAACGAAUCCGAAAGUGAUAAUGCGUAUAGAGAACGAGUAAAGUCGCGAGAGGAUUCCAUAGAAGCACCGGACACUUUCGACGAUCUACCAAAAUCUCGCGAAUCCGGCGAUUUCACCGACGUCCUCGCGAAAAUCGCUCGAAACGAAGAAACGAAAAAUCGGCGAAAUUCCAACGAAGAUUUUCCGAAGUUCGCGUUUAAAAAGGACGAGGAGAACGAUGCUUCGAAACACGAGGAAGAAUUUCUAUCGAGAUACUUCACCGACGACGCUGUUAGAAAUCUACGGAAGAACGCGAGGAUCGAAGAAGAAGCUCGCGAUCGGAAGGAUACGAAGCGCAAAGAAGACGUGUACAACGCAUUGUCCACGAUCCUGAGCAAGAAAAGCCGUGUUUCGCGGCUGGACGAGGACGAUCCAGCACACCGUUACAAAAACUUCUGGUCCUUAGAAUAUAAAUCUCCCCGCAAGAGAGUCGACAUGGAGGCGCAAGAAAGGAGGAAAUAG